Molecule: messenger RNA, 1555 nt
Organism: Drosophila grimshawi
Lineage: Eukaryota; Metazoa; Arthropoda; Insecta; Diptera; Drosophilidae
Gene: Ubc7
Product: ubiquitin-conjugating enzyme E2 G2
Exons: 4
Coding region: 274-777 (167 amino acids)
Cellular component (GO): cytosol; endoplasmic reticulum
Source: RefSeq, a predicted model, not a curated record
UUUCAAGCUGGCCGACAUUGACAUACGCAUACGGACAAAAAAGACACACACACACCUAUAUAUAAACAAAGCAAGUUUCGUUUAUUUUUUUUUUUUGGUUUUCAUAUAUAUAGUCGCAUACAUUGUAUACGUUUAUAUAAAUAAAAAUAAACACAAAAAUUAGUAAAAUUGAUGCCACACGCCUGUAAUUACAACGAACGUUGUGCUUUUCUCGCUUAACUUGGCCUCGAGCUGAAUUUCUGUGCGCGUCACAACACUGAAAGUGGGUGACAAAUGGCUGGAUCGGCGCUGCGUCGCCUGAUGGCGGAAUACAAACAGUUGACAAUGGAUCCGCCGGAGGGCAUCGCAGCUGGUCCCAUCAGUGAGGAUAACUUCUUUGAAUGGGAGGCGCUGAUUGCCGGACCCGAGGGUACUUGCUUUGAGGGUGGCGUGUUUCCAGCUCGUCUGGUUUUUCCACCCGAUUAUCCACUAAGUCCACCAAAAAUGAAAUUCAUUUGUGAUAUGUUUCAUCCAAACAUUUUUGCCGAUGGCCGCGUUUGCAUAUCAAUAUUACAUGCCCCCGGUGACGAUCCCAUGGGCUAUGAACUAUCAGCCGAACGCUGGAGUCCCGUUCAGAGUGUGGAGAAGAUUCUGUUGAGUGUGGUUAGCAUGUUGGCGGAGCCCAACGAUGAGAGUGGAGCGAAUGUCGAUGCAGCAAUUAUGUGGCGGGAGCGGCGGGAAGAGUUCAAUCGGAUUGCACAGAAAUUGGUGCGCAAAACGCUCGGUCUACCAACAUAAGCACAUACACACAAACAGACUGAAGCGAUCCCGACCCACAGCAAUACAUACUACAACAAAAUUUAAAAGACAACAACUCUACCACUACCACUAUACCAAUCUUAAAACUGAAACUGGAAUCCACAACUUAUAAUUAAUCCACACACCAACAUGCGUUGUGUGGGUGUGUGUGUGUGUUUGUAUGUGUGUGUGUGUGCUUGUCCAACUCCAAAUCAAGCAACAACAACCACAACAAUUGUGCAAUACAUAUAUAUAUAUAUAUAAAUUUAUAUACAUAUAUAUGUAUAUAUAUAUUUUCAAUUAACAGAUAUUUUUCGCAAGGACUCUUAAAGUCGGAUCUACCCGCGCGAAGUUAGUUUUCAAUUUAAUUGUUAUUAUUCACGCUGAAUUGCUGAAGCUUAAGCUUGCAAUAAAAAAAAUCAAAUUCUUGAUGUUAAACUCAAUAGCUAAUAGAGCCAUCGGUGCAUUACUCAAAAUUGUAUGACUUUAUUGGUCAAGAAAAACGAUCCAGAUUAUCGUUUCAACCUAAUGCACAAUUUGAACAGAAUAUAUAUAUAAAUGUAUUUAGAGACUAAGCAAUGCAUAUAUAUAUAUAUAUAUAUAUAUAUAUUCCCAUUUUGAUUGUCGUUCUCAAGAUCCCCGACCCAUCCACGCAAUUAAGAUUAUAUUAUGGUAUGGUGUGUAGUGUGUAAUAUACUCACUACUCCAACGUGCUGCAACCGAAAUAAAAAUAAAAAAAAGAAUGAUAAAGAAGUGUUUUCUGUUGCACUAACCUGAA